CGCCCUUCCACUAUGAAACUGAAGGAGAUACGCAGGACGUCGACCUUUGCAUGGUUGCCGUCUCCGUCGCUACCGCUUCUGGCGACGGGAACCGUGGCUGGAGCGCUAGACGAGUCGUUUAGUAACAACGGCCAGCUCGAAAUAUGGGAGCCCGACUUUCUGGACAAGAACGAGUACGAGCUUGGAGGUGAAGGUCAGCCCGGUGCUAAAGCGCACGUGACGACGAGCUCAAGAUUCAAUCGCCUCGCUUGGGGCUAUACCGAUGGUGGGCGCGACCGCGGUGUCAUCGUGGCGGGCAUGGAGAACGGAGAGCUGGACAUCUGGGAUCCUUCUAAGAUUCUCGCGCAAGCGGAUGUUUCAGAAUCGCUCGUGCUCCGCAACAAGGCGCAUACAGGCCCAGUGCGCGGGCUUGACUUCAAUCCCAUCCAGACCAACCUCGUCGGGUCAGGUGCAGUCAAUGGAGAGAUCUACAUCUGGGACUUGAAAGACCCUAGUAAACCCUACUCUCCAGGGACGCGUAGUACAAAGCUCGAUGAGAUCACGUCACUAGCCUGGAACCACCAUGUUCAAUAUGCGCUCGCGGCCUCCAGCAGCACGGGAUACACCGUGGUUUGGGAUCUGCGGGGUAAGAGAGAGGUUGCCGCCCUAGCUUAUGGAGGUGGUGCGGGUACCCAAGCAGGUGUGCAAGGCUUCGGAGCAGGUCUUGCUGUCGGAGGCAGACGCGGAAUGAGCGAUGUUGCUUGGCACCCAGACAACGCGACGCGUCUCGUCACGUCCUCGGAAGAUGACACGUCACCCGUGAUCAUGGUCUGGGAUCUUCGUAAUGCGCGUGCUCCAGAGAAGAUCUUGACUGGACAUGAGAAAGGCGUCCUUUCGCUCUCAUGGUGCAAGCAAGACCCCGAUUUAUUACUUUCAUGUGGCAAGGACAAUCGCGCUUUGUGCUGGAAUCCUCAGACAUCAGAAAUAAUCGGCGAGCUCCCCUCUGCAGACAACUGGGCCUUCCAGGUCGACUGGUGUCCGCGCAACCCCGACUUUUUCGCCACCGCCUUCUUCGAUGGCACCAUCGGGAUUCACUCAACCCAGUCCACAAAUGAGCACACCGAGCCUUCUGCGCCGAUUGCGACAGACGCGACAGACAUCUUUGACUCUGCGGGGUUCUCGCGAGCAAAUCAAGCCACGCUUUCCCUCAAGCAGCCGCCGAAGUGGCUCCGUCGCCCAACUUCUGCUUCUUUCGGCUACAGUGGCAAGCUCGUCAGCGUUUCGAAUCUGCCUGGUGCCUCCGGCAGGCAUCAAAGCGGGGUCGUGCACAUCAGAAAAGUCUCCACUGAACCAGCCGUCGUUCAGCGCGUCGAGAAGCUCCGGUCUGCGAUCGAGAGCGACGGGCUCGACGCUCUUGCCGCUGAGAAGAGCGCGCAGGAGCCUCACGAGAUCUCUGCGGGAUGGAAGGCACUGUUUAGCCUCUUCAAGGCCAACUCUCGGGACGAACUGAUAACCCUCUUGGGCUUCUCAAAGGAAGAAAUCAAAGCCCGUGUGGCUGAGGCUGUCGAGAAGUUGAAGGCGUCUACGGCAAGUGAAGCGGCGCCUGCUGAGGAGGACGUGACGGAAACCGACUUUGGCCCUCGCGAACCUGUUGUCUCCUUUGCAGAACCCGAGCGUGAACCUACCCCGGAGGAGGCUGACGAAGCUGAAGAGAGCGACCCUAACGCACUGGCUGCGGAGACGACCCCGUCGGAAGUGAGCACCGGCGCAGCAUCAGAUGCCACCCACCAUGCCGACGGCGAGUCUACCACGACCGCCCCUAGCUUGUUUGGUGAUGAAAUUGCGGGCACGCCUCAAACGGAUGCUGCUGCAGACUUUUUCGGCAGCAUCGGCACCUCGCGGUCGGACGAGCCGCAUGUCGAUAUUCCUCAUCAUAACUACCCACUCGACUCGUCUGUCGCUGCCACUAUCGGCUCUCGCCCGUCGUCAGUAGCUUCUGAUACCUUGAAGAACAACACCUUCAGGAUCUACCCGACCGAUGAGUCUGAGACCGACCGUCUAGUAACCAAGGCGCUUGUUCUCGGCGACUUUGAGUCUGCUGUGUCGCUCUGCUUAUCAUGCGAGCGUUUUGCGGAUGCGAUUCUUCUUGCAGUCAGGGGCGGACCUGAACUCCUCCAACGAACGCAAAAGGCCUACUUUGAGCGUCGAACCGCCGAGCUUCCCUACCUGCGUCUAUUCCAGUCUAUCGUCACUGACGACCUCGAAGACAUCGUUCAGAAUGCCGACUUACAAGAGUGGCAGGAAAUCUUCGUAGUGUUAUGUACCUUCGCCAGCCAGGACGAAUUCGCGAACCUGGCCGAACAGCUGGGUCAGCGCCUCGAAUUCCAGGCGAGUCUUGCCAAAACGUCUACUGCGCCUGACGCUGUAGAACGCGCACUCGAGUUCCGCAAGAACGCUACCUUGACAUACUUGGCUGCUGGUAGGCUGGAGAGACUUGUCAACAUCUGGAUCGAAGAGUUGGCUGAAGAGGAAGCGUAUUCUCUUGAAGAGAAGGAAAGCCUCCAUGGAUCGCGAUAUACCGCACACGCAUUCGCGCUACAGACCUUCAUCGAGAAGGUCACCGUGUUCCGCAGGGCCAUCAAAUAUGAAGACACAGAUCUUUCUCAGCAUGCCAGCCCCGAAGAGGAAGAGGCGAAAACGUAUAAGCUCGCUGCUCUCUACGACCGCUACUUUGAAUACGCUGAUCUCUUGGCUGCGCAAGGUCUCGUCAAAGGGGCCCUGUCAUUCCUCAAGUUAACUCCUUCUGGUUACCACGGCUCUCCUGGUAGUCAUCUCGACUUCACUGAAGGACGUAGACGACUUCAGAUUGCCGCUGGUUCUAGUGCGGCUCCGAGUAGCUCUACCAUUCCCAACCCUUCAACCGUUCCUAUCAAGGCAGCGCCCAUCUCCUCUAGCACAUCCGUGUACGGAUUUGGUUCAUCCUAUGGUGCGCCGGCUCAGGUCCAGCAGACUUUCGUGUCCCAGUCGUUCGCUCCCAUGCAGGCACCCUCGACGUACGGCCCCUAUGGUGGAGCUCCUGCGUAUGCUUCUCCUGCUACUCAAUAUGGCGCGCGACCUGUCGCGCCGGGCCAGUCAGGUCACCAGCCACCAGCACCGUCCGGAUACCCGUCCGGACCAUAUGGCCAACCGGCCGUGCCCAAUCAGCAGCCUGCUAUGCCUCCCCCACCCCGCCGUAGCACUCCAUCAGCUCCUUUAGCCCCUCCGCCGAAGGGUCCUGUCGUCAAGCGCGACAACGGUGGAUGGAACGACGUGCCUGCUCACGUUACCGCGCGCCGUACGCCUGCGAACGCGAAUACAAACGCCAGUAAGCCUUCGGCAAUCAUGUCCCCCUUCCCUAAUGCGCCAUCGCCGGGCAUUAUGCCCCCCACCCCAACACAUGGACAGCCACCGACAGCAUUGCCGCCUCCGCCACGCCCAGGCAGCGUGCAGCAGAGACCGCCGCCGCCACCACAAGGCCAGCGUAUGCCUCCCCCUCCUCAACAAGCACCUGGACCAUACCCUCCACAUGGUGCUCCGUCGCAGGGACCCCCACAGGGCACGGCUCCCCCGGCGCCGCACAUGAUGUCGCCAUCGCAGGGCCUUGGGCUCAGUCGAGGCCCGUCAUCGCAGGGGCAAUUCACCAUGCCUCCGCCUCGCGGCCACGUGUCUCACCAGACGCCCCCUGCAGCUCCAACACAUCUUCCACCUGGGCCGCCGCCGAUGCGUGGCACGCCUUCACCCGCGUUCACACGCGGAACGCCGCCACCGCAGCAGCCAGGUGUGUAUGCGCCUCCGCCCCCUCAGCAAGGCGGGUAUGCUCCGCCGCCCCCGCAGGGAGGCUUUGCGCCACCGCCGCAACAGGGUUCGUUCGCGCCUCCGCCUCCUGGUGGCGCCGCGAGGCUCGGUAUGCCACCUGCUGGUGCUCCCUCGAUGGCGCCUCCUCCUGGGUCCGGACAACUCGCCCCUUCCGCGCCGCCGAAGGCGAAGCCGGGCCCACCGCAGCCGAGAUAUCCUCCCGGCGACAGGAGCCACAUCCCAGAUCACCUGAGGCCGAUCUUCAACAUCAUCUCCCAACAGCUCGAGAUCGUCAAGCAAACGACUCCACCCCAGCAAAAGCGUCUCGCUGAUGACCUCGAACGUCGCAUUAACCCGCUGUUCGACGCUCUCAAUUGCGAGACGCUGUCGAAACCGGUCUGCGAUCAGCUCUUAGAGCUAACACGCGCUAUGGAAGCUCGAGAUCGCGAGUCCGCACUUGCGAUCCACAUCGACCUCCUCAGGACUGGUUCUAUGACAGAUGAUAUUGGUUUGUGGAUGGCUGGUGUGAAGCAGCUUAUCAUGCGACUGUAA
Molecule: messenger RNA, 4365 nt
Organism: Phanerochaete carnosa HHB-10118-sp
Lineage: Eukaryota; Fungi; Basidiomycota; Agaricomycetes; Polyporales; Phanerochaetaceae
Exons: 8
Coding region: 13-4365 (1450 amino acids)
Biological process (GO): COPII-coated vesicle cargo loading; endoplasmic reticulum to Golgi vesicle-mediated transport; intracellular protein transport
Cellular component (GO): COPII vesicle coat; endoplasmic reticulum exit site
Molecular function (GO): protein binding; structural molecule activity
Source: RefSeq, a predicted model, not a curated record